This is a messenger RNA of Chironomus riparius, 237 nucleotides long. The record is from the annotation of a GenBank genome assembly. NCBI's taxonomy places the organism in Eukaryota, Metazoa, Arthropoda, Insecta, Diptera, Chironomidae.
AUGUGUAUGGAUGAGCAAAAUCGAACAUAUAAAGGAGUUGAAGCAUUAUCAGUUCCAAUAUUGAAGCGCAUUUCCGACAAUCCUAGUGAUAAUAUCAUUCCGGAAUUUCAAUUCUGUUCAAAAGUUGUUCCAAAAUUGUUCAGACAAGUGAAAACCAAAAACAGCAUUCUCAACUCUUUUGCGUAUCAACAUUUGAAGGAGUCGGACGUAAAUGAUGUUUAUCAAAAGCUUUAUUAG